AUGGGUGGAGAAAAUGCUUCAUUAGGAGAGAUGCCAUGGGCUGUAGCAUUAUUUCAUGGCCGAAUAUACGUUUGUACGGGAACAUUGAUAUCACGAAAACAUGUUAUCACAGCUGCACAUUGUUUUAAAAGGCUUUUUGCUACAAGACCAUGCAACGUAUCUUUUGGUUAUUACCAAAAAGUAGCUCUGGAAAAGUAUAGUGUUUUAUAUGGUAGCAAUUGUAUAAAACAACAGAAUGAAAAUUCAUGUAACAAUGCGCCAGAAAUGAAAAUAAGCCGAAUCGUCAGGGCGCAAUAUGGACGGUUUUUUAAUGAGAGGUGUUUAAUGGCAGAUUUUGCACUGCUAGAAUUGGAGGAUAUAAUUGAAGAACCAUUAACCAAUUAUAUUUGCUUAUGGCAUCGAAAUAUUAUCAGAGAAGAUGAUCGAAUUCGGUUAACUGGUUAUGGUUGGGGUUCCGUUCCAUCCUUUGAUGGUGAAGAGUUAGCAAAUAAUCUACAGGUGAUCAAUUUUCCAAAAACAAUGAAUCGACUGGAAUGUUUGCAAAUAUCAAAAACAAAAGAUGCGAUUUGUGCAGUGGAAAGUAGGGUAGCAAGCACAUGCCGGGUUAAUUAA
Molecule: messenger RNA, 612 nt
Organism: Loa loa (African eye worm)
Lineage: Eukaryota; Metazoa; Nematoda; Chromadorea; Rhabditida; Onchocercidae
Exons: 5
Coding region: 1-612 (203 amino acids)
Biological process (GO): proteolysis
Molecular function (GO): serine-type endopeptidase activity
Source: RefSeq, a predicted model, not a curated record